Ictalurus punctatus (channel catfish) is the source of this 3666-nucleotide messenger RNA. RefSeq names its product fibroblast growth factor receptor like 1b (gene fgfrl1b). The record is from RefSeq and is a predicted model, not a curated record. Gene Ontology annotation, molecular function: fibroblast growth factor receptor activity; fibroblast growth factor binding. The coding region runs from base 130 to 1596 and encodes 488 amino acids. Gene Ontology annotation, cellular component: plasma membrane. Lineage: Eukaryota; Metazoa; Chordata; Actinopteri; Siluriformes; Ictaluridae. The transcript is spliced from 7 exons.
GAGGGAGCGGGGCGCGCAGGGAAGCGGGACACGCCGAGAGGAGACGCGGGGGCUGCAGGUUCUGUGUCCCGCUGCUGCUUCUAGCUUCAUCCUGCUGUAUCCGGAGUGGAAUCAGACGCCAGAAUUAAAAUGAUUUCUGAAGCUGAAAACUUCCUCACACUUGCUGGGAUCUUGAUCAUUGCAGUGUCAUGUGAAGCCAUUGGACCACCGUGGGUGAGUAGUGUGGUGGAGGAGAAGCAGAUCGCGCAGCUGGGUCGUAAUAUCCGGCUGCCAUGCCCCGUCGAAGGUAACCCUCCGCCCCUUCUGCUCUGGACGAAGGACGGUCGAAACGUCAACGCUGGCUGGAGCCGUUACCGCGUUCUGCCCCACGGCCUCAAGAUCAAGAACGUGGAAGCCAAAGACGCCGGAGUCUACGUGUGCCAGGCAGCCAAUGGCUUCGGCAGUGUGUCCCUCAACUUCACCCUCGCUGUCAUUGACAACGUUGAACCUCCGACCAAACCUCCGAAUCCUCCAAUCUCAGAGGAACCCUGCCUCAACACAGCACCAGUGGAUCAAGCCGGGCAGCCAUGUGUAAAGCCACGCUUCAGCCAGCCCAUGAAGAUGCGCAGACGUUUUCGGGAACAGCCCGUGGGCAGCUCGGUGCGGCUAAACUGUGUGGCCACUGGAAACCCUCCACCAUGCAUCACCUGGUGGAAGGACCAGGAGCAGCUUCCUGCUCCCACCCGGGCCAAACGACCACAGUGGACGCUCACGCUGAAGAACCUGCAGCCACAGGACAGCGCCCGCUAUACCUGCCGCAUCUUCAACAACGCCGGGCACAUCAACGCCACCUACACGGUGGAGGUUAUUGAGCGUACGAACUCCAAACCCAUGCUGACGGGAAGCCACCCUCUGAACACCACGGUGGAGCUUGGUGGCACAGCCUUAUUCCAGUGUAAAGUCCACAGCGAUGUGAAGCCCGUGAUCCAGUGGCUGAAGCGGCUCGAGCCGGGCACGGAGCGGCGCUACAACACCACGCUGGAGGUUGGAGGUCAGCACUUCAUGGUGUUGCGCACCAAAGAUGCGUGGCCUCGGCCUGACGGCUCAUACCUCAACAAACUGGCCAUCGUCAAAGCCCGAGACGAGGACGCUGGCAUGUACAUCUGCCUCGGAGCGAACUCGAUGGGCUACAGUUUCCGCAGUGCCUACCUCACUGUUCUCUCAGAUCCCCAGGUGGAGAAGCCGAUUCCCCCAGCCCACCUGAGUUCUGGUCUCCCAUGGCCUCUGAUCAUCGGUAUCCCAGCGGCAGCUCUGCUCAUGGUUGGCACGAUCGUGUUGUGGUUGUGCCAUAGCCGCCUCCGUCACAGCCCCUUACCCCCUCGCUCUGCACCCUACCGAGAGCGCCACGGCCCCGAUAAAGAUCUCAGCAUCCCCAGCAGUGGCAGCCCUGACUUCCCCACCCACAGACUAAUGGGAAUAGGAUCCCCGGGCUUUGGUGGGCCUGCAAAAACUUUCUCCAAGGUCUACACGGACAUGCACACCCACACCCAUACGCACACACAUUCGCAUGCUCAUGUGGAGGGGAAAGUGCACCAGCAUUUCCACUACCAGCGCUAACAGGCUAAGCUGUGCCUCAAACGUUAAGCUACAAAAAGCUAAUGCUGCUAUCCUGCUUUACAUGGACAGUGGGUCUUCUGUUUAGGUCAAGAAGCUGGAUCUGAACUGCGUUACCCUUGAGCACUGAUGGGAAUGUUAAUGGAAAUAAAAAAACAGCCAACCAUGGAACAGUGUUCAUGCCAUAGAUGUUCUGGUGGACCGCGUUCACCUUGAAAACUCCUCAGGGCAGGAAGAAUCUUGUGUGUGUGUGUUUUAAUGGACCCAAAUCAGAUUUUUUUUUUUUUAUUAUUAUUAAAAGGGACAGAGCUAUAAUUCAUUGCACACCUGAAACCGAACAAGGUCCUGAAGACAACAUGCAAAACCAACACACUGACUGUACUGACUGUAGACCACCUCCGUCAUCUGCUAGAACCCUCCUCUACCCUGCUCACCAAUGGAAAGGGACCACAAGCUCACUGCUGACCAGACAUUAUUUGGGCGGUGGUUUAUUCUCAGCAGUGACACUCACAUGGUAGUCUGGGUUGUUAUGUUAUGGGUAUAUCAGAUAUCGCAGUAUUUCUAUAAUUUAAAAAAAACCUCACAACUUUAGGUGAGAACCAGUCCACCAAGCAAAACUCUACAGCCAACAUCAGCAUGCGGUCAUUAACUGACGAAGCACUGAUAAAGGGUACCCCCUAAAACGUUUAGCGUUCUCCAGUGGUUCCUCUGGUGGAACCAGGGUUCAUGUCGAACCCUACAACGGUGUGUUUCCCCAUAAGGAAGAUUUUUAAAGAAUGUUUUUUUUUAAGCCUAGAAUCCUAUAAGAACUCAGUCUUGCUACUUGGUACACUCAGAAAAAAAUGGUUCUUGAAGGGUUGUUUAGGGGUUCUUAACCUACAGAAAGGGUUGUACUUGAAACCCUUUCUGAUAGGGAGACACUGUGUUGUAGAACUCUACAUAGAACUCCAAAAAGUUCUCCUAGAGGGACAAACAAAGAACACUUACAGAUACAACACACUUCAGGUAGAACAAUAUGAGUUCAAGUCUCAAACAGUAAACCUACAAGGUGACCAAAGGUAGAACCUGACACACACACACACACACACACACGCACACACACACACCGUGUCACAGCUAUACUGAGAAUGAACCCAUGAUCAGAGAUACUGGAUCAGUGGUGGCUUCAUGGUGGUUCCUUUCCGCUGAUAGACGGUGUAGAGGGGAGCAGACCAAUGCAUAGCAAACAGAUGGACUACAUUCAGUAUACAAUAAGAAUACACAGCACGGUGCUGGGAUAUGUCAGUGUCUAUGAAAAGCUGAUGAGGAAGAGCAGUUCUGUUUACAGUGUGUACUUUUAUUCGAAUGGGAGCAUAUCAGAAACCCAAACUGUGGAUUUUUUUUUUUUUUUUUUUUUUUUGCGAUUUCCUGUUGUUUUGCUUUUUAAAUGUGAUUUCUUUUGUGAUAUCUGAAUAGCUGGGUAAAGAAACACAAAACAAAAUGGGAGAUUAAUUUUUUAAAGUGGCUUCUUCUUGUGUUUGUUUUUCUGUUCUGAUCUUUUUUUUUUUUUUUCUUCCAGUAUGUAUUCGUCUGAUUAUAUGCAGUAUGCAGUAUUAAUAUUGUUUAUCUCGUCUAGAAUAUGCAAAAAAAAUCAGAGAAUAACCUUAAAGCCAUACGAUGCAUUUACUUGCAAUAUUUGCAAAAUUUCUUUUGUAUCUAAGACAGUUUUUUUUUUUUUUUUUUUUUAAAUAAAUAAAUAAAAUCACUCUGUUUGACAGUCUCGUGGUGAUAUAAUCGUGUAUAUGUAUUACGAUUUAGAGGUAAAUGAAAUCUCCGGCCUUCUUUUCUCUAUAAAGUUCCCUUUAAAGAACGUAAAUAUUGCAAAUUCUGCUGCAUGGAUGCUGCGACUUCACUGUGGUGCUGAUGUAAGCAUAUUUUCAUAGUAUUUUUGUAAUAAACAGACGAUGUUGGUUUGUGUAUUGCGUUCAUUUGCUUUUUGUUGUUUUAAAACGGAAAAAAAAAUUCAUAUGAUGAUUUUUUUUUUUUUUUUUUUUUUUUUUUUGGUUUUAAAACAAUAAAUAUUACAAAAAUGUC